AAAUAAUAAUAUGUCGUUUUCCCAUCGUAUUAUUAUUCCUUUGCGACUGUUGCAGUCCCCGCCGCGAAUUGAGCCUCUGCCGUCGUCGACUACACAAGGCAAGAGUUCUUAUCAUGAAGAAAUGUAUGAUGCGGUGGGAUAAUGAUGAUGAUGAAGAUGACUCAUCCGAGGAAUCAUCGUCGUCUUCUGACUCAAACCCGGAUAACUCCGAGACUGGGAAGAAGAAGAAGAGAAAGAGCAAGAAGCCAAUAGCGAGGUUUGCAAAGAAAGAUAAGAAAGCAUUCGACUAUGAAUCUCUGCAACAGCAUGGUUACAAAGCCGUUGGUCUUCCAGAUAUACGUGCUCCUGUGGAGAAACAGGAUUGGUCAUGGACUACGGGAAAGGAUAAACAAAGAGUAGAGGAAGUGAAAGAGAGUUAUCAAGAACGAGAAGCUACCAGAGCUGCUGUUACAGGUGGCGAGACGAUUGAGAAUGCGCAGUUGCGUAGUGAUAGGAAGAAUCUAUCUUUCUCACAGAAGGAGAAGAAGAAGAGAGAUUUAGGACAAGCGAGUAGAGGGAAGAAUUACGUUGAAGAAGAGAAGAGGCAGUUGAGAGAGAGUGGUGUUUACUCUGGUUUUGAUUCCUAAAAAAGAUCUCUACUUUGAGGUAAUAUCUAUGUAUUUGAUAUGUAUGCGAUGAAACAAGAGCUUGGUUUCACUUAGCAUUGUUCUGAUUCCUGUUAAAGUAUGUUUGAUUUAUUUACUUCGCUUUUGAUUCCUAAGUUCUCAGUUGUAAGAUAUGUUUGAUUGCAAAGAAGAACCCGGGAGCUUGAUUUUA
Camelina sativa (false flax) is the source of this 816-nucleotide messenger RNA. RefSeq lists its product as uncharacterized. The record is from RefSeq and is a predicted model, not a curated record. Lineage: Eukaryota; Viridiplantae; Streptophyta; Magnoliopsida; Brassicales; Brassicaceae.